Cladocopium goreaui is the source of this 1138-nucleotide messenger RNA. The record is from the annotation of a GenBank genome assembly. NCBI's taxonomy places the organism in Eukaryota, Dinophyceae, Suessiales, Symbiodiniaceae.
UGAAUCGGAGCUAACUCUAGGCCGUCACUGAAUCAACAUUCCCAGAUUGAUGUACUGGGCAGAAGUGCUUUUGUUUUCUGUUUCUAGGCUUGGAGUUGUGCUUCUCGUUUGUGGAUGUCCCUGGAUGGCAUUGAAAUUCUUUCCCGUCCAGCAGCUUUGAAGUCGAGGGAUUCAUCCGCCGUGCUAUUCCCAUUGCCACCAUUCGUCGCUUUUGUGCCAUGUCGAAGAAGGCCACCCUGAUCUUCUCUCGCCACGGUGAGUCUGAAUGGAACGUGGCCAACAUUUUCACAGGCUGGGUGGAUGUGGACUUGUCCGAGAAGGGUCUUGGUGAAGCAAAGGGCGCCGGAGAGUUGUUGAAGGCUGAGGGAUUGAAGAUCGAUGUGGCCUUCACCUCAUACUUGAAGAGGGCCAUCAAGACCUGCAACUUGGCCCUGGAAGCCGCAGAUCAGCUCUACGUUCCGACCAACAAGUCCUGGCGCCUCAACGAACGUAUGUAUGGCGGCCUCACGGGCUUAGACAAGAAGGAGACCGUGGUGAAGCACGGCGCGGAGCAGGUGCAGAUCUGGCGCCGCAGCUUUGACAUUCCUCCACCAGCCUUGGAAAAGGACAACAAAUACCAUCCAUGCCAUGAAGCCAAGUACAAGGCGUUGGACCCCAAGGAUCUCCCCGACACGGAGUGCCUGAAGGACACGAUUGCCAGGGUCAUGCCCUACUGGGAGGAGGCCAUUGUGCCCGAAUUGAAGGCUGGAAAGACCGUGUUUGUCGCAGCCCAUGGCAAUUCUAUUCGGGCCAUUGUGAAGAUGAUCGAGGGCAUUUCCGAUGAUGUCAUCCCGGGAUUGGAGAUUCCCACUGGCACCCCAUUGGUUUACGAAUUGGACGGGGACCUCAAGCCUAUUGCCAGCCCUUUGGCUGUCGAGCCCCUGAAGUUCGGCCGCUACCUGGGAGAUGCCGAGAAGAUCAAGGCGGCUGCCGAGGCGGUGAAGAACCAGACCAAGGUGGGAUGAGUUCCAUGCUCGGAGAGGAACUCCCGCAAACGCCUGCCACAGCGAGAAAUCUUGCAGUGCUUGGUCGGUGAGGGCUCAAAGAGUGAAUCAAUGUCUUCUAGGGUGAACAGGAGUUCCAUUUUCUUAUGAAUCAG